UGUGCCUUACUUGAUACUGCAGGUUAACUUGAUACAAAUAACUGGUUUUUUCGAACGCACCCAUAUUUUUUUACACAUGGUAACAUUACUGCUGGCAAGUGUCAUGGCGACAGGAGAAAAGUGUGUGCAAGAUAAAUAAUAACUAAAAACAUGGGAAGGUAUCGAAAGAAAAUUGGGUCACGGCCAUACCGUAACUACUCCAAUGAAGCGGUUGAAAAUGCAGUGGCUUCAGUGCGAAAAGGUAUGUCGAUUAGAAAAGCUGCAGAAAAAUAUAAUGUUCCACCAGCCACUGUACAGAGAAAAGUGCGUUGUAAGCAUAUGAAUAAAGUUGGAAGACCCACAGUUUUUUCAAAUGAAGAUGAAAAUAUAAUUGUAGAAGCCUUAAUUCUUUGCGGGAAAUGGGGAUUUCCUAUAACAGCCUUUGACUUGACGCUUAUUGUGAAGCAAUACCUUGACACGAAGGGAAAGACAGAACCUAGAUUUAAGAACAAUUUGCCAGGAAGAUUUUGGUUGAAAGGAUUUUUAGACCGAAACAAACAUGAAAUUUCGUACAAGUUUUGUGAAAACAUUAAAAGAGCAAGAGCUGCUGUUAAUCCUGAAAUGAUAUCUGAUUAUUUUGAUAAUCUAAUGAUUAGCUUGGAGGGAGUAAAACCAGAAGCAAUUGUGAAUUUUGAUGAAACUAACUUUACCGACGACCCUGGAAAAACAAAAGUAUUAGUAAGAAGAGGUUUCAAAAGUCCAAAAAAUAUCAUUGACGCUUCGAAAUCGAGCACAUCGGUUAUGUUUGCAGGAUCAGCAUCAGGAGCUUUAUUACCAAUAUAUGUCGUAUAUAAGGCUGAGCACCUUUACGAUUCUUGGUUGAGAGGAGGGCCAGCUAAUACAUUCUACAAUCGAACAAGAAGCGGUUGGUUUGACAGUACAACGUUUGAAGACUGGUUUUUCAAAGUGGUUGUACCUUAUUUCAGUUCGGUAGGUGAAGGUCCGAAAGCAAUACUAGGAGAUAACCUGGCAAGUCAUCUGUCUGUAAAGGUUAUACAAAAAUGUGCGGAAUCAGAUAUUCGUUUCAUAUUUCUCCCUGCAAAUAGUUCACACUUAACCCAACCGCUUGAUGUCGCUUACUUCCGUCCACUUAAAGCAAUAUGGCGAAAAACCUUAUUAGAAUGGAAGCAGAAAACCAGGGGCUGCAUUCCCAAAGAUCAGUUUCCGCGACUUUUAAAACGAUCGUUAGAUCAACUGUUGACAUCUUCAGAGAAUUUAAAGUCAGGGUUUCGUGCAGCUGGGAUUUGCCCUCUCAACAAACAAACAGUUCUGGCCAAGCUUCCCGUUGAAACUCCAGAAAAUAACAGCACAUCUAAAGAAUGGGCGAGUGCAUUCGAAAGUUUUUUAAAAGAAAGUCGUCUUAAUACAUCAGCUCCUCUUAAAGUGAGAAAGAAAAAAUUGCAAGCUUCGGCAGGUCAAAGCCUUACAGUCUCCGAUAUUACAAAUCCUUCAAAUACUCAAAAUAUUGAAGAAGUAGACGUGGGAAUUUGUGAUGCAGAAGAAGAUUAUUUAGAAGUAAACAUAGAUUCAGAUCCAUUAUUUACGCAACCGAAAACAGCACGUGAAGAAGACACGGAUACUACAGUUUCUAGCAAUUAUUCUGUACAUGAUACAUCUGAUAGUGAUAAUAUAUCUGAAUUACAAGAUUUCGAUAAUUUGAUAGAAAAAACCACAACCCAAUUGUAG
Messenger RNA from Amyelois transitella, 1725 nucleotides. RefSeq lists its product as uncharacterized. The transcript has 2 exons. Gene Ontology annotation, molecular function: DNA binding. The record is from RefSeq and is a predicted model, not a curated record. NCBI's taxonomy places the organism in Eukaryota, Metazoa, Arthropoda, Insecta, Lepidoptera, Pyralidae. Gene Ontology annotation, cellular component: nucleus. The coding region runs from base 151 to 1725 and encodes 524 amino acids.